Nilaparvata lugens (brown planthopper) is the source of this 2522-nucleotide messenger RNA. RefSeq lists its product as uncharacterized. The coding region runs from base 1617 to 2522 and encodes 301 amino acids. The transcript is spliced from 2 exons. The record is from RefSeq and is a predicted model, not a curated record. NCBI's taxonomy places the organism in Eukaryota, Metazoa, Arthropoda, Insecta, Hemiptera, Delphacidae.
AAACGAUAAAUAAUAAAAAAUCAAAAUUAAAUAAAAAUAAAUAAGAAUUAAUUUCACGACCUUUGGGAGUGGUGGGAGACUGUUUGGGUAUAUAUAUGGGAGCUCCUAGCCAUAAGAGCUAUCAUUGUGUUGCUGACCUAGUUGGAGACAAGUUGCUGUUUUUAGUGUGUGUGUGUGUGUGCUACAGUGCAGUUAAAGUAAGUACAAUCUAUAUUGUUUAUUAUUAUUAUUUUAAAAGACCCAUUUUGAUGAAAAUACUUUAUGUGGGGAUGUCUCCUCACACACAUCAUUCAGUUUGAGAGAAUUUUAAAAGACCCAUUUUGAUGAAUUCUAUAUUGUUUAUUAUUAUUUCAAAAGAUCCAUAUUGAUAAAUACUUUGUGUGUGACUUUAAGAUGUCUUCUCACACACACAUCAUGAUGAUCAUUCAGUUUGAGAUAGAGAAUUUUGAAAGACCCAUUUUGAUGAAUACUUUGUGUGGGGACUUUAAGAUGUCUCCUCACACACAUCAUGAUGAUCAUUCAGUUUGCAUACUAUUCAUUUUUUUCUUAAAACUAUUCUUGUUGAAUGGGCAUUGUAAAAUCCAACCCUCCCAUACUAGAUAGAUAACCACCCAUACAAUAUUAGAGAACCACCCAUACUAACGGCAUGUAUGUUGUUUUCAGGCAAUAUGGAUCGCAAUGCAUCGACUUCCUACCCUUCUCCUCCUCCACCUCGCCCUGAUAGCCCACCUCCACCAUACAGCGAAUUGACCCCAGUUACCCAUCGAUCAGUCACCCCCUCAUCCCCUCUCUACCACCAGUUCCCUCCACAGUACAGUUUCCAACCACCCCGUCCAUUAUCUCCACAAGAUACACCAACCUCAAGGUCACCAUCAAUUUUCGAGCCAUCCCGACCCAGUACACCACCCUCCCCAUCAAUGAUACCAUCCUCUAGACCAAGAAGCCGAAUGUCCUGCAUCAGCGACCUUACUCCAUCAUCCUCAUCAUCAUCCUUAAAUAUGGUUCCUCCAACACCACCACUAAUGAUGGAUGUUAGAUGUGUAUCGCAAGCACAGAGGCGUGCACUGAUCUGGCUGAAAGCGAACCUCAACCUUGUACCCAACUAUUUCCAACGCUUGCUGGACGAUAGUGAUAGCGACGAAGAAGAUCCUACAGAUCAUAGAAAUCGCUAUAUCGCCAUCUGUCCUGUCUGUUGUGUUGCAGAUCAAUGCAACUUGUUAUUGCCAUGCAUGCACCUUGCAUGCAAAAAUUGUACCACUGGUGCCUCACCCAAAUGUCCUUGCUGUACAAUACGUUUUUCGGGAUGGCUCGAAGUCAAUUGAACUAUCCACCCUUAAUUAAACUAUCCUUAAGCAUACCCUUCAGUACAGCUGCACCCAUCACGUCAGAAUAAAUAAGGUUAGACAUUGAAAAAUUAAGUUUUAAUGCUUCGUCAAAUAACACUGCAUGAACAAUGCUUCCAACCCUCUUUCUAUGCAUGAUGGAUACAAAAAAUAUAAUAUAAUAAUACUGCUUAUUAUAUAUAUUGCAAACAUGUACUCCUACAACUAUGGAUGUCACUAAUAUAGGUCAAACUAUUACCAGUAGAAAUAUAAUGAGCAACUGCAUUGUUCCAGAUGAACAAAGCUGCACGAUGUCGACAAACAGCAAACUCGGAGGACGAGUUUGUUGUUCUGGAAGAGGCAUUUAAAUCUCGGCUCAAGACUCUAUACUACAAUAAUGCAUGCAAGGAUGAACCUGCCAAAGAUUUCCACACUUUUCUGAGCGGUCUGAAGGAUAAAAUUGUUCACAUCAUCAGUCGGCAACACCAGACACAUGGAGCAAUGAAGUUCAAUCUAGUAUUGGAGGCAACAUAUUUCCGCAGCACCCUUGAUAAGAACAUCCUCGAACAAGAAGAGUUUCAGAAUGUCGCCUUCAAAACUCCAAACUACACCAUUUUCAGUAUCAUCAAUCUUCCAGACAUCAUCAACCAAGCAUGCAUAACCCUACUGGAUGAGGAGUCGAAAUUCGAAGGAAAUUCCAGUGGAUGGAGUUUGCUUAUCAUCGAUGGAUUGCUCAUCAGGAUUAGCAGACAUAUUCCCCUACGUGGAUCAUCCUACAUCAGUCUUUCACCUCUUCUAUCAGCGCGAAAGGCAAUCAUCAAUCCUAUAAACAUGGACCAGCAAUGUUUCAAAUGGGCUAUCCUCGCCAAACAUGUACAAGGCAGUCAUCCUGAACGAGUCAAUGAUCGAUACCAUCAAUUGGAGGAGAGAUACAACUUUUCAGGCAUUGGAUUUCCCACUACCAUCAGUCAAAUCGAUAGAUUUGAGAAAGAUAAUCCGGGGGUAUCAGUUAAUAUUUAUGGUGUGGAUGAGAAGAACGUUAUAUUUCCGAGAAGAGUUGGAAAUGUAAUGAAGGCAGAUCACUUUGAUCUUCUCCUCCUCUGUGAAAGUAAUGAUGAUGAUGAUGAUGAUGAUGAUGAUGAAAACAACACCCUUGAGGAUGACAAUGAACAUAAAUCAAAUAGCCACUACUGCUACUGA